AUAAGAGAUAAGUCCACAGGAUGAAUAAAGAAGAAUUGUACAUAACCUACUAACUUUGGAAUACGUCUACGUCAAUAAGAAAAAAUAAAUCUUAUUAGUUCUAUAAUACAUAAUAAUAAAGUAAUGACAGAAACCAAAUAUGCGGAACUACAAAAGGAAUAUCAAGCUCAACUCAAAAAACUCGAAGAGGAAGAGGAGGUUCUCAUUCAAGACUUAAAUAAUAUGUUGAACCAAAAAACUUUCCUUGAAGAUAAAAUUAAAGGUAUUGCUAAAUUGAUUCCAACUUUGAAAUUAAUUAAACAUGAAGCACAAGAUUUAGUUAACACAGUUAAUGACAUAUCGAAGUCUUCAGAGAAAAUAAGUGGUAAAAUUAGAGCUUUAGAUAGCGCCAGAAGCCGUGUAGAUGAAUGCCAAGCUAGAGUAAGUGAUCUAAUAGAUCUUGAAAUAUGUUCUCAAGGAGUACAAGCAGCAAUUCUAGAUUCAGAUUAUGAAAAAGGUGCUGCACACAUACAUCGUUUUCUAUCUAUGGAUCAAUCAUUAUUAAAAAGAACGGCAAAUGAUAUGGAUAAUGUAACAGAUAUGUUGAAAUCUGUAAGAACUUUACAAGAUGCUGCUAGUCAAUUGAGAGCCAUUGUAACACAUAAAUUCACAGAAGCUGUUAACACAGAAGAUUUGAUAUCCAUUGAGAGGUUUUUUAAAAUAUUUCCGUUAUUAGGACUACAUGAAGAGGGUAUUAAAGAAUUUUGCAGUUACUUGAGAACAAAGAUAGCUUUAACAGCUGAGAAGAAUUUAAAGUCUGCCAUGAAUACACCACUUUCAGAUAAGCGACAUGGUGUAAUAUAUGCUGAUACCUUAACUCUACUUUAUGAGGGUUUAGCAAGAGUCAUAGACACCCAUCAACCUCUAAUCGAAACUUAUUAUGGUCCUGGUAGAUUACUGUCCGCAAUAUCCAUAUUACAAAGAGAAUGUGAUAUUCAAACUAAAAGAGUGUUACUUGAAUGGACAAAAACCAGAAAUAUUCAGAAAAAAGUCCAAUUGAUAAGUGAUUUGUCAAGAAUGAGUUCCACUUCAAGUUUUAAUAAAUUAGAAAAGAUAGAUCCUAAGGAUUUAGAUAUUCUGAUUGGGGAGAUCACACUAAUGCAUUUCAGGAUUGAGUUGUACAUUCGAUUUAUUCAAAGAAAAGUAACUACAGAUGCAGAAGUAGGAAUCCCAAAUCAAGAUGACAAAAACGAAGUUCUCCAAUCGCUAGAAAAACUUAUAAAAAAUAGUGAUUUGGAUCAAUGUAAACACGACCUUCUAAGUCAUUACUUAAGAUUAGAACAGUAUUACAUGGAAGAGUCUGUAGCUAAAGCAGUCAGUAUGGAUAUAAUAGAAGCUGGACAGCAAACUUCUAGUAUGGUAGACGAUACAUUUUUCAUCAUUAGGAAAUGUAUUAGGAGAUCAGUGUCUACAGGUUCUCUAGAUGGUAUAUGUGUCAUAAUUAACAAUGCCUGCAGAGUACUAGAAAGCGAUUUUGGAGAAAUAUUGAGAAAUAGAUUAAGACAAGGCUAUCCUUCUGGUUAUUUGGAUCUUACUCAAGCUUACAAUGUUCUACAAACUUCUAUACAACAGGGCAGAUUACAAUCUGGUGAUACUGAACAAUCUAGAAUGGCAUUUUUAGUAGCUCUCAAUAAUGCAGAUAGUAGUACGGAAUAUGUAGAUGCCCUAUGUGAUAAUGUGUUGAAAGAAAUACAGCAGGCCUUACCCAAAAUGAACAGCAACGAAAGAGGUAAAUUGGAAAGUUGUUUAUCUGGACUUUCAUCUGUUACUACAAAUUUGAAAGAUAUAAUAGAUUAUGGCAUUCAACAAUUACGAUCGUCAGCAAUUAAACCCAGAAUCAAUCCUUGGGUUGAUCAAUUCUUGAAUGUGAACCAUCAUUUAACUGAAGAUGAAUUGUCAGCGUAUGAGGCAGGAGAAUCAUUUAUCCAAACACUAAUCAUGAAUUUGGAAACACUUUUAUCAUUUUUCAAAGACAUUUUAACGAAUUCUAAUUAUGAUUCUUUCACGCAAGUAUUAACAGCCGAAGUAACUCAGAGAUUUGAGAAAGUAAUUAUGAAAAGUACUUUUAAUAGACUGGGCGGCUUAGUACUGGAUAAAGAAGUAAGAUCACUAGCUGGGUACAUAACAGCAGCAACAUCUUGGUCAGUUAGGGAUAAAUUCGCUAGAUUAACUCAAAUAGCGACGGUUCUCAAUCUAGAACAAGUUCAUGAAAUAUAUGAUUAUUGGGGAAACCACGACAGUGCUUUAACUUGGAGGUUGACACCUUCAGAACUAAGAACUGUCAUGGCUUUGAGGUCCGAUUUUAAAUAUGAAGAUAUAAGAAGACUCAAAUUAUAAAUCGUUUAUUAUUUAAUUUAAUAUAUUGUAAGCUUCUUUGUAAGUAGCAUAAUUAUAUUGGCACUGUUCAUAAAUAAUACACUUCCGUUCUUUCAGUACCUCAGUCGCGUUAUUUGCUAUCCAGGCGAUCUGAUGAGGGCAUAGCUUCCAUUUGAAAGUACAGAUUCCCUGGUAAAAGCAGAAGAAUGAGCACACAGUAUAAAUGUUUACACUUCCGUUAUCAACUUUAUAUGGAAAAUUGUAGCUAAUCCAAGUAUCCACUUUUGUUUUGAUUUCCCGGAACCACUGGAAACGUUAGUUCGAUCGCAGUACACUUGAUAAAUACUCGAACAUUAACAUUUAUCCCUCAGUCUGUAAUCUGUAUUUAUACUGUCAUAAUUUCUUUUUGUUUGUAAAAUUCGAAAAGUAAAACAUAUAUUUCUCGUCACCUGAACCUAAAAGAAUUUUGGACAUACGAGACGCAUGGAUACCUGCACACACACCCACCCCAAGCAGGUUUCAUUUUUCUUCAAUAAGACGUGAGAAUUCUGGUCGUUAAAAGUACACGCAGUUAUGUCGAUUGACCAUACCGUUCAGUUGGAAGGUUUCUUCGUCCAACCACAAAAUAGAAUGCUAGAACUGGGGAUCAUCCUGACUGCAUCAGAGGUACCACGUCUUGCAAAAUUCCAAUCUGCGAUUGAAAUCGCCCUCGUGAAUUGCGUGGAGGAGAAGAGGAAGAUUAACUCGAUAGUGUCUGCGUUUUAGCAUUCAUCGUAAAGAACGAUCGAAUAUAUGAAGUUCUCCUGAUAGCCGCACUGCAGAUUGGUUCGGCUGCUUAACUAACGCCAGCACAACUGUUUCCUUAUUUUCGUUAAUUGUUAGCAAUACCGGCCAUCCAGAACGCGGCGCGUCGGCAACGGAGAUCUUUUUUAAGAACUUCUGGUAGGUUUUCCACACUGUUGAACAAUUUGGUAGCGGCAAGUUCGCAAAUUGUUGAAAUUCGGUUAACAUAGUUUCGUAAUCGCGUUCGUACGCAUAUACGACGUAACAUAAAAGCUCUUGAAGCGUGAACUUGUAUCGGUUAAUCAUUAUAAAACGUGUCUAUUCGACCAGCACGUCUUAUCAAUGUUAUCGUGAAACAUACAAAACUGUCUAAAGCACGAACAUGUUUCGUUUUAAUCUUUCGACAGCGGUUUCAAUUUGUUAUGUAUCAAGUCAACAAAUGAAUAAAAGAAAAUCAUUUUAUAAAAAAUCAAAAAGAUUUAUUCUACAUAUUCAAAUAUAUACAUAGUUUACAAAAAUAUACAUGUUAUCACAAAA
Molecule: messenger RNA, 3675 nt
Organism: Diorhabda carinulata
Lineage: Eukaryota; Metazoa; Arthropoda; Insecta; Coleoptera; Chrysomelidae
Gene: Cog4
Product: conserved oligomeric Golgi complex subunit 4
Exons: 11
Coding region: 124-2376 (750 amino acids)
Source: RefSeq, a predicted model, not a curated record